This is a messenger RNA of Solea senegalensis (Senegalese sole), 1979 nucleotides long. It is a transcript of the gene gnmt, whose product is annotated as glycine N-methyltransferase. The coding region runs from base 197 to 1084 and encodes 295 amino acids. Lineage: Eukaryota; Metazoa; Chordata; Actinopteri; Pleuronectiformes; Soleidae. Gene Ontology annotation, molecular function: glycine N-methyltransferase activity; S-adenosyl-L-methionine binding; glycine binding. Gene Ontology annotation, biological process: protein homotetramerization; regulation of gluconeogenesis; S-adenosylmethionine metabolic process. Gene Ontology annotation, cellular component: cytosol. The record is from RefSeq and is a predicted model, not a curated record. The transcript has 6 exons.
UCCGGUGCCCACAGAGGAACACGGGGCCGUCGCCCUCGUCUCGUCCAAUCACAAAGGAGGCGUCAGUUGGGUCCUCGUGUCAUUGGGUCAAAGUUUCUCCGCCUCGUAUAAAUAAAAACAAGUCACACGCGAGCGGGUAGUUGAGCGACUGUGAUCCGUGACUGCUCCGUCUGAACCCGGCGCCAGCAGCACUAACAUGUCGGUCGACAGCGUGUUCAGGACCCGCUCUCUCGGAGUGGCCGCGGAGGGUCUCCCUGACCAGUAUGCCGACGGUAAAGCGGCCAAAGUGUGGCAGCUGUACAUCGGUGACACGAAGAGCCGGACGGAGGAGUACAAGAGCUGGGUGGUGUCUCUGCUGAAGGAGCGCGGCGUGCGGACGGUGCUGGACGUCGCCUGCGGAACAGGAGUGGACUCCAUCAUGCUGGUCGAGGAGGGCUUUAACAUGGUGAGCGUCGACGCCAGCGACAAAAUGCUCAAGUAUGCACUGAAAUCAAGGUGGGACAGAAGAAAAGAGCCAGCGUUUGAUCAGUGGGUUAUUGAAGAGGCCAACUGGCUCACGCUGCAAGAAGAUAUCCAGAAGCCAGCGACUGGCUUUGAUGCCGUUAUCUGCCUCGGCAACUCAUUUGCCCAUUUACCAGACUUUAAAGGGGACCAGAGUGACCAAAAGCUGGCCCUUCACAACAUUGCCAGCAUGGUUAAACCAGGUGGGAUCCUCAUCAUUGACCAUCGUAACUACGACUACAUCUUGGAGACUGGAAAGGCCCCACAGGGCAAAAACAUGUACUACAAGAGUGAUCUCACUCAGGAUAUCACCACCUCAGUGCUGUGGGUCAACAGUAAGCCUCACAUGAUCACGCUGGACUACACCAUCCAGGUGCCUCAGUCUAAUCCUCACGACCUUCCUGAAGUCAGUAACUUCCGUCUGUCGUACUACCCUCACCGUGUGGAGAGCUUCAGCAGCAUGCUGACCGAGGCCUUCAGCGGCAAAAUCAAGCACAGCGUCUACGGAGACUUCAAGACUUAUGUCCCCGGGCAGACUCAGGCUCCCUGUUACUUUGUCCAUGUGUGUCAGAAGACAGCCUGAGAGCCCUGCCAUCAACCCCACACACACACACACACACACACACGCACACACACACACUCUCACUCUGCUAGACAAGUCAUAAAGGUUCUGGACUUUUUUAACGUGUUCAUAAAUGUUUCCUGUCAUAUAGAAACAGUGAAGACAGUCAUGUCCCUGAUGGACCGCAGACAGAACCGGCCACCAAAAGUUUUAUUUCCCUUCAUAAAAGAUUUGAAACUGAAAAACCAAAGCAAACACUAAACCUCUCAUAUUCUCAUAUUUGUCUAAAAUGAUCCUGAUGAUGAAAUGAUUCACACAGUGUUAAACAGAAUGUGUGCUUUUUACCGUGUGUUGCUCCGGGUUCAGACUCUGUGACCUCUGACCUCUGCGGUGAACGGUUCACGAUGGAGUAUUUGCUUUCUGUAACCUACAUGUCAAAUAGUUAGUUCAGUUUUUACAUCGAGACACAAACUUAACAAAGCGAUGUUUUUAAUAUCAGGACAGCGAGUUUAUUUUGCUUGUUAUGAAGCUAAAAUAUGUUUGUUUUUUUUUCCUCUUGUUCACACUGGAAAUCCAUGUUUUCUUUUAACGCAGCUUCCUGCUCUCAGGCCCGUCAGUGUCAUUACUUCAUACAACUACACUUAGAACCUGAACUGUCCCUUUAACUCUUCACUAAAACUCUUAAAUCCCCAGCAGCUACAUGACCUUUGACCCGCUCUGAAUUUGGAGAUGAACAUGUUUAUUGAUCUUUGUUCAAACGGUUCACAGUAACACGAGUUCUAAAGUUAAAUAACAGCGCUUUGAUACUUUCAUCUGAACACUGUUUGCUUUUUACACUUAAGAGUUUAUAAAGUUUAUUGCUUUCAUGAUCAUUAGGAUUUGUUUGCAUUUGACAUUAAAACAUUGGUCGCCUUCA